AUGAGCAACAACAAGAAGUUGACGCCAAUGCGCUACUAUGACUAUCGAAUAAUAAACUAUAAGAAUGAAUGUAAUCAAUUUUUCAGAGGCGGUGGUUUAUUUCAGCAAUAUUCGGUUGACAUAGCUGCGAAGAUUGAAGGACAUAGGCUGCGUUACAUCCGAUUGAAUCAAACAUCAUUGCGGUCUACAACAUACAAGGGCCUUACUGACCUAUUGAAUGAUGACGAUGUUUGUAGCAUCGGCACGCGAAUCAUACUGUUUUCCACAUUUGUCGGUGGAACAAGGUAUAUAAUGGAGCGAUUCCAGGAUGCAAUGAUGUACAUACGGAAAUGCGGCAAUGCUUUAUUCUUCAUCACAAUGGCAUGCGAUCCAAACUGGCCUGAAAGCCGGCAAAACCUGUUCCUAAAUCAGAAGCCGCAUGAUAGGCCAGAUUUAAUUGCCAGAGUAUUUGACCUGAAACGGAAAUUGUACAUAAAAUAUAUUCCUGGAGUAGAUGGCUUAUUGGGCAAGUGCAUUGCUUACGUGAUCACCGUCGAAUAUCAAAAUCGAGGACAUCUCUAUGUACAGUGUUUGCUAUGGUUCAAUGAAACCUCCAAGCCCAGACCAGAAGAAUACGAUAAAUUCAUUCAAGUCGAAAUAUCAGAUCCAAACAAACAUCCAGAGAGUUAUCAAUUGGUGUUGAAGCACAUGAUCCACAGUCCCAAUUGCUCUAACAAUUCGCCGUGUUAG
Octopus bimaculoides (California two-spot octopus) is the source of this 729-nucleotide messenger RNA. RefSeq lists its product as uncharacterized. The record is from RefSeq and is a predicted model, not a curated record. Lineage: Eukaryota; Metazoa; Mollusca; Cephalopoda; Octopoda; Octopodidae.